This is a messenger RNA of Notodromas monacha, 2142 nucleotides long. Lineage: Eukaryota; Metazoa; Arthropoda; Ostracoda; Podocopida; Cyprididae. The record is from the annotation of a GenBank genome assembly.
AUGAACAGUGACCGCACUGAAAGUGAACCCCAACCGGGACCAUCUAACGCAAACGCGUCACCGCAACCGGUAGCGUCAUCGCAGCAACGGGCGACAGCCAAUCCAUGGAAUUUCCUCAUGCUAAACGCCAUACGUACGUACGCAACAGCGAACGGCAUUCCGAACGCUAACGAAGUGCCACGCGAUGAACUCAUCAGCGCACUUCAAGCCAGAGGCGCAACGCCACUCAACAUCAUCCUCGGCUCACCGCCGGACUAUCAAACGGGACCAGGGUCUACAGAACUGCUAGCACGGUCGUUGCUGCGCAGACGCGUGGACUACCCGCAUCAGUCGCCCAACGAAAGUAUCGAAAUGUACCUACGAUGCCUGGACACCGCCUUCAAACACGACGGAACGCCAAACUUCACGCGAGUCGACUGUCUAAUCGGGCACUCCCAGCCGAAAGUAGUGGAGGCAGCACAACUCCUAUACGACCAAGGAUUCAUGGACUACGACGUCAUCGUGGAGAAGCUCAAAGCCAGGUUUGGUCUAUCACCAUUUGAACACUUUACCAGGUUCCAGCAGUUCCGACCGGCGUCCGACGAGCUAUUUUCACAGUUCGGUCCACGCCUACGCGACGAAUACCUCCGAUAUCUCGCCUUACCACCCAACGAGGUUGGGCUACAUGAGACCUCCAUCACGCGGGCCCUUAUCGGACAACUAUUGUCCAUCACCACCGGCGGGCUCCACGCCCAACUACACGCGCGGGCGACAGCCAACCGUUCCCUCACAUGGGAUGAAUGCCUGGCGAUAGCCGACGAAUACAGACGGACUCAUCCGGCUCCACCAAAACCGGCCGCAUCACCGGCACCGCAAUCACCCGCCAACCGCCCGCCCAAGACGACGGCAUCCGGAGUCACGAAAUACUACUGCGAAAAUCAUCAGCGGACAUACCGCAGCAACAUGUCCGGGAAACGGGAAGAUUGGGCAGUGACGGCUGUCCUCUGCUCGAUCCCCACGCCCACAGACGACAGCCUGACCAUCAUCAUCACUAUCAAAAACAAACAGGUGACCGCCCUGAUCGACACCGGAGCGACAAAAUUGUUCAUGGCGACGGACGUCGCCGAGGAAGUCGGCCUGUCUCCGCAUCCGACCCAAGCGAGGAUAUCCGCAGCAGUUCUUCACGUAUCCACGACCGUCAGUCACGCAGUGAGUACUGUUUUUACUCUUGGAUGGGCCGCGUACGAAGCCACCUUCUUACUACUCUCCAACACGCACUACCCUGUUAUCCUCGGGCUUGACACGCUGAAGAAUCUCCCUUUCUGCGUCACCCUCGACGGCCAGCGAGUUUUUUCCGGAUUUCAGCAGAUUAAACCUAUUAACGAAGCCCCGACAGCGCCGAUAGGCGAGGGCAUCACAUUCGUACAUGGAACGCCCGCAGAGCAACAACAGAUCGCGGCACUCCUGCGGCGCUACGCCCCUAACAUCUUUCAGUGGAGCGGUAAACACGGACUCUUCCCGCAGCACGUUGCAUUGCUACCAACCAACGGUGAAGACCCCGAACCCAGUCGCCGCAUACGGCUCUCCCCAGACAAGCGGCCAUCGCUCCAACACAUCAUUGACAAUUACACCCACGCGGAGUCCAUCAACUUUCUCGGUCACAUUGUCGACAAACCGGGCACACGCCCUGCGGAAGAGCACCUCAAAGCCGUCCAGGCCUUCCCACAACCGGCAACCACACGCCAGAUGCAGCGAUUCCUGGGCCUUGCCACCUACCUACAAGCCCAUGUGCCGACCAACUUCGCACAAUUGGAGAAAGUCCUACGACUAACAAUCCCAGUCAAACCGGCGACAGCCAUCAUAUGGUCACCAGAGGCGACUGACGCGUUCGAAGCGCUAAAACAAGCAAUAGCAAACGCCGCUCGGCUGGAACGGUUCGACCCAGCAUGGGACACCGAGAUCCACUGCGAUGCGUCCCCAUCCGCAAUAGGGGCCAUCCUCGUCCAAAUUGACCCAGAAGGACAACCCCACAUCAUGGAGUACGCGAGUCGGGUCCUAACCCCCGCGGAAAUACGCUACUCCAACACGCAGCAAGAGCUGCUGGCAGCGGUCUGGGCGACGACCAAAAAAUUCUGCCACUAUGUCGAACAUCGGCACUUCAAG